AUGCCCACGCCCACCAUUGCGCCUGCUCCCACCGUCGUGCCUGUGUCCACCGUCAUGCCCACACCCACCGUCAUGCCCACUCCCACCAUCAUGCCCGCGCCCACUGUCGUGCCUGCUCCUACUGUCGUGCCCGCGCCCACCGUCGUGCCCACACCCACCAUCGUGCCUGCGCCCACCAUUGUGCCUGCACCCACCGUCGUGCCUGCGCCCACCGUCGUGCCCGCACCCACCGUCAUGCCUGCGCCCACCGUCGUGCCCGCGCCCACUGUUGUGCCCGCGCCCACCGUCGUGCCUGCUCCUACUGUUGUGCCCGCGCCCACCAUCGUGCCCGCGCCCACCGUCGUGCCUGCUCCCACUGUCGUGCUCGCGCCCACCGUCGUGCCCGCGCCCACCAUCAAGUGCGUACCGUCACCUAAUCACGUGUAG
Messenger RNA from Acanthamoeba castellanii str. Neff, 426 nucleotides. RefSeq lists its product as uncharacterized. Lineage: Eukaryota; Discosea; Longamoebia; Acanthamoebidae. The coding region runs from base 1 to 426 and encodes 141 amino acids. The record is from RefSeq and is a predicted model, not a curated record. The transcript has a single exon.